Molecule: messenger RNA, 1248 nt
Organism: Letharia columbiana
Lineage: Eukaryota; Fungi; Ascomycota; Lecanoromycetes; Lecanorales; Parmeliaceae
Exons: 1
Coding region: 1-1248 (415 amino acids)
Source: RefSeq, a predicted model, not a curated record
AUGUGGGAACCCCGUACUGCUAGUGCUAUAGCCGCACUUUUGUCCAUCACCAAUGCUUUUACACUCGACUUUAACUCCGCCGGCCAAUGCACCGGCGCUACCAUCGGCGAGUUCGUUGGUACUGUUGGAUCCGGAUGCCAGACCCAAUUCUUCAACGUAUCUGACUCCAACAUAUUGAUACCUGUCGAAGGCGGCUCUGACAACGUCCUCAUCACUCCCAACGUGAAAUCCAGCCCUAGCGACAAAAACUCUGCGGUAGCUUGGUAUGGGGAGGCUAACUGUCAGACCCUAAUCGCUCUGGGCAACGUACCCGUAUGUUUGGGAGUGGGGAAUUAUGAGUCCUUCCAAGUCAUUGAUAUCACAGAUGUCGGCUUCACAUACCUGGACCCUGCAGGGGUAGUCGAGAUGCCUCCUAAUGCAACCGAGACUGCCACUAAGGGCGAAGUUCUCACCGAGCCAGGUGCUGUUUCAACACCAGCAUCGAGUGCGCCUCCACCACCAGCUACCACGAGUGCAAAACCAGCGAAGAUGAGAAGAGAAACCACCAAGAAAGGAGCGGUGGCAAAGCGUGGUCAGUCUAAGCAGGCUUCACACAUGACAAAUGCCAAGCGGAUGACACAUGGAGCCGUCCAUAGCGCCGCAGGUCAAGAGUGGAAGUUCCAACAAAUCGCAAGUCGGGUCUUUCGCGGCGUCAAUCCUGCUACGUGGAACGACAACAUCCAUAAGCGCUCCUCUGCUGACCUCGAGGCCCCCAUCUCUCUACCAGCCCUUAGCCCGCUCCAAUCACGUGCACUUUCCGAUGCAAAUUGUAACUUUAUUCGCACCUGCAUGGUUGACUCCGGAGACUCUCCAACUUUCAACAUCGCAUCCGCUGGCGCCCCACUCCUCUCGGCCAUCCAAAGAUUAAACACAGCCAAUACAGACGACUGGUCCUACCUACAGUCCCCCACCGUUGUCGAAGUCGUCGAUGAGUCCGGAAAACUCGAAGGAUACAUCUAUGCGGUAACCCUCCAACACUCCGAGAAUGUGAAUACAUGCUCUGACCAAGCAACACAACGAGACGUGCUGCAGGCGGCGCUUGCACAAGGUGCGGAAGGGAGUUCUGUGACUGAUAUGCAAGUAGCACUGCAGGUAAAGGCGCCGCAGCCGGCGGGAGAGACGAAUUUGUUGUUUGUUAGUACGAGGAGUGCGACGAACCAGGAUAUGAGUAUUCAUCCUGUUUGUGAGGCUGUGGUGGUGGACUUUUGA